CCUUCUUCCCGUUAGACCCGUCAAAGCUGCAAUAUCCGAGCCCUGACAUUGCGAAGAUGGAGGCUGUUAUGGUUUAGAGCGGAGCGCUACACGGAAAGCACAAACAGCGAGUUUCUGAGGCCUGUUAUGACAACAUCCCCAGCUGGUCCAGUGUGUCUGCUACAGCUGGCCUGUGUGUCUGCAGGCGGGAGGCAGGAGGUGUGAGGCAAGAGGACCAGACGCCAGCAGCAUGUACUCCGAGUGGCGCUCGCUGCAGCUGGUGGUGCAGAGCGACCAGGGUAACCUCAGCGUCCUGCACACCUACCCUCCCAGUGUGGGCACAGAGGUGGCAAAUGCAGUGGUCAAGCCUCUGGGCACGGCAGUGAGCCCUGUGGCCACAGAAAACAUCCUCAAAUCAGACAAAGAGGUGAAGUGGACCAUGGAGGUGCUGUGUUACGGCCUGACCCUGCCCUUAGAGGGUGACACUGUCAAGCUGUGUGUGGACGUGUACACAGACUGGAUGAUGGCGCUGGUGUCACCCAGGGACUCCAUGCCCCAGCCUGUGGUGAAGGAACCCAAUAUGUACGUCCAAACCAUCCUGCGACAUCUCUACAACGUAUUUGUGCCAAGGCCUGAGCAGCACAGUCUGAACCACAUCAGGCUCUGCCAGCAGGUUCUGACAGCAGUCCAGAAGCUGGCACGAGAGUCUGUCUCUAUGGUGAGGGAAACCUGGGAGGUGCUGCUGCUCUUCCUGCUACGCAUCAACGACACCUUGCUUGCUCCUCCAUCGGUUGGCGUGGGCGUAGCAGAGAAACUGGCAGAGAAGCUGAUGGCAGUUCUGUUUGAGGUGUGGCUUCUUGCAUGCGCCCGCUGCUUUCCCACGCCGCCAUAUUGGAAGACCGCAAGGGAAAUGCUGUCCAACUGGAGACAUCAUCCUCCUGUUGUAGAGCAGUGGAGCAGAGUAGCUUGCGCUCUGACUUCAAGGCUGCUGCGCUUUACUCACGGACCAUCCUUCCCACCUUUUAAAGUUCCAGAUGAAGACGCCAACUUGAUUCCCGUAGAAAUGGACAACGACUGUGUGGCACAGACGUGGUAUCGCUUUCUUCACAUGAUAGGCAACCCGGUGGAUUUGAGCAAUCCGGCCAUAGUGAGCACCACUCCAAAGUUUCAAGAGCAGUUUUUGAUCUCCAGUGGGAUUCCUCAUGAAGUAGUUCUGCACCCGUGUUUGAAACAGCUACCCCAGAUCUUCUUCAGGGCCAUGAGGGGCAUCAGCUGCCUCGUGGAUGCAUUCCUAGGUGUCUCUGUUGAAAAGAGAGACGUACGCGAGAGGGCAUUCUCUUUUUGUCCCCUGCCGCUCUCUCAUGGUAUAUCACGUCCCCGGGCGGACAGUGCCCCGCCCACCCCAGUGAACAGAUUGAGUAUGUCUCCGCCCCCCUCCAUCGCCAACACUACACCCCCACACAGCCGCAAACAGCGGCAUGCGGUGGUCACGAAAACCACCAGCAAGAGCUCAACUAGCAGCAGCAGCCAGCCAGCCAAAGCGUCCCAGCAGCAGCAGCAGCCAUCAUCCUCCCCCACUCUGCUGUCCAGCCCCAACCAGAGCAGCUGGGAGGCCCGGCCCCUGCCAGCCCCGGCGAGGCCAAAGGUCAACAGCAUCCUCAACCUGUUUGGCCAGUGGCUUUUUGACGCCGCUCUUGUUCACUGCAAGCUGCACAGCGGCCUGAGCCGGGACCCCAGCAUGACCGCCUCUUUUAUCCAAAUUCUCCUUUCUUAUAAAUCUUCGAUAGCCACUCAGAUGGGCCUGGAGCUGAGGAGGAAAGGUUCCCAGAUGUCCACUGACUCCAUGGUGCCCAACCCACUGUUUGACAUCAACGAGUUCCCCGAAAGCUACGAGGCAGGACGAGCCGAGGCCUGCGGGACGCUCUGCCGCAUCUUUUGUAGCAAAAAAACCGGAGAGGAUAUUCUUUCUGUUUACCUGUCGAGGUUCUACAUGGUUCUGAUUCAGGGUCUCCAGAUUUCUGAUUUUAUCUGUAGACCUGUUCUGGCUUCUAUCAUCCUCAAUUCUUCGUCUCUUUUCUGUACCGACCUGAAGGGCAUCAAUGUGGUGGUGCCCUAUUUCAUUGCUGCUCUGGAGACUAUUGUGCCAGACAGGGAGCUGUCAAAAUUCAAAAUGUAUGUAAAUCCUACAGACUUGAGGAGAGCUUCCAUUAAUAUCCUUCUUUCCAUGCUGCCUCUGCCACAUCACUUUGGUAACAUCAAAUCUGAGGUUCUGUUGGAGGGAAAGUUCAACGAGGAGGAUGGCUGGCCUCAUGACCAGCCCGUCUCCUUCCUGUCUCUGAGGCUGCGUCUCGUUAACGUCCUCAUCGGAGCUCUGCAGACCGAGACCGAUCCCACCAACACGCAAUUAAUCCUCGGUAUCACCUCCUUCCUAUUUCAAUGCGCGAUGCUUAACAUCGUCCAAGACUCUGCGCUGCUGGAGGCCAUAGGAGCCCAGACCGAAACGGGCAGCAUAGAUGGAAGCCAUGUGACGCUGAGAAGUCAGAGUCACAGUCGCACCAACAGUGGCAUCAGCUUUAACAGCGGUGGCAGCGCGGACGCCACCAGCCCAGACUGUGAGCGUCCGGCGCAGGCGCUGCUCCGAGACUAUGCUCUUCCAGAUACAGCUGCAGGCCUGCUGGUGCGCAGCAUCCACCUGGUCACACAGAGGCUCAAUUCUCAGUGGAGACAAGACAUGAGUAUUUCUCUGGCUGCCCUGGAGCUGCUGGCGGGACUGGCCAAGGUGAAGGUGGGAGUGGACUCUUCAGAGCGUAAACGUGCUGUCAGCUCCAUCUGCGGCUACAUUGUGUACCAGUGCAGCCGGCCGGCCCCUCUGCAGUCCAGAGACCUGCACUCUAUGAUCGUAGCUGCCUUCCAGUUUCUCUGUGUGUGGCUCACAGAGCACCCCGACAUGUUGGAUGAAAAGGAUUGUUUGAUGGAAGUGUUGGAGAUUGUGGAACUGGGAAUCUCUGGGAGCAAGUCUCGCCAUGAACAGGAAGUGCGUCACAAAGCGGAGAAGGAGCACAAUCCAGCUUCAAUGAGGGUGAAGGACGCCGCUGAGGCCACGUUAUCAUGCAUCAUGCAGGUGUUGGGGGCUUUCCCUUCUCCCAGCGGACCUGCGUCCACCUGCAGCCUGCUGAAUGAAGACACUCUGAUACGCUACGCCAGACUGAGUGCCACAGGAGCCACAAACUUCCGCUACUUCGUCCUGGACAACUCUGUGAUCCUUGCCAUGCUGGAGCAACCUCUCGGCAAUGAGCAGAACCCCAGUCCGUCUGUGACCGUUUUGAUUCGAGGAACAGCAGGACGACACGCCUGGACGAUGCAGCUCUUCCAUCAGCCAAGAGGGGCUCGUGCCAAUCAGAGGAUGUUUGUUCCUGAGAGCCGCCCGACGCCAAACGACGAUGUGGGCAUCAAGUAUAACGUAAAGCAGAGGCCCUUUCCAGAGGAGGUGGAUAAGAUCCCUCUGGUCAAAGCCGAUGUCAGCAUUCCAGACCUGGAUGACAUUGUCAGUAAGGAGGUGGGUUGUUUGGGCUAUGAGGAUGAUUCAGCAGUCACAAGUUCACUGAUGUGUAAAUACCUGGAAAUUCAGCACAGCAAGCUUCACAGUCUGAUGGCCAAGCAGAUAGACUAUGAGAACACUUUGGAGCAGCGCAGCGAGGAACUCUUAAAGUCCAAGUCCUUCCCAGACCCUCAGACGGAGUGCAAACCUCCUCCGCCCUCGCAGGAGUUCCAGACAGCACGCCUCUUCCUCUCUCACUUCGGUUUUCUGUCUCUGGAAGCGCUAAAGGAACCCAACAACAGCCGUCUACCUCCUCAUCUGAUCGGCCUGGACUCAUCCUUGCCGGGGUUUUUUGAUGACGUCAGCUAUCUGGAUCUGCUGCCCUGCCGACCGUUUGACACCGUCUUUAUUUUCUAUGUGAGGGCGGGACAGAAAAGCAGUUCUGAGAUUUUGAGGAACGUGGAGUCGUCAGCUACUGUCCAGCCCCACUUCCUGGAGUUCUUGUUGUCUCUGGGCUGGCCUGUGGAUGUGGGCGACCAUCCGGGGUGGACGGGCCAUCUGGACACCAGCUGGUCCUUGAACUCCUGCUUUGACAGCACUGAUCUGCAGACAGAGGAAGCAGCGAGCCCCGAGGACACGGGAGGUUCUGUGUUCAACGGAGAGAAGAAAGUUUUGUACUAUGCUGAUGCUCUGACAGAGAUCGCCUUUGUUGUUCCCUCUUUAACAGAAAAUUCAGAAGAGUCAUCUGUGCACAGCGACUCCACAGUGGAGGCAGACACUAACACAGACCUCAUACCUGGAAAGCAAUCUAAUCUCACACUGGAACUGUUCCCCAACCACUCUGAGAGCCUUGAGUCUGCUAAAAAGCUGAGUCCUUUGGUGAAGACAAAGAGGUCAUCGACCGGAAAGUCUUACCCCCAGCUGGGCCCUGAGACCAAAGUGUUUGUGGUCUGGGUGGAGCGCUUUGAUGAUAUUGAGAACUUCCCGUUAUCUGAUCUGUUGGCGGAAACCAGCACAGGCCUGGAGGCCAGCAUGAGCAACAGCACUUCCUGCAGGUCAGGGCUGUUGGAAAAGGACGUUCCUCUGAUCUUCAUUCACCCGUUGAAGACGGGACUCUUCCGGAUCCGGCUGCACGGAGCUGUGGGCAAAUUUGGCAUGGUGAUCCCCCUGGUGGACGGCAUGGUGGUCAGCCGCCGGGCUCUAGGGUUUCUCGUGCGUCAGACGGUGAUCAACGUGUGCCGACGGAAGCGCCUGGAGAGCGACUUGUACAACCCUCCGCAUGUGAGGCGAAAACAGAAAAUCACUGAAAUUGUGCAGCGCUACCGCAACAAACAACUGGAACCUGAGUUCUACACCUCCCUCUUCCACGAGGUCGGAGAUGGAAAGCCUCACCUCUAACCCCACUCCCUCCAUCCUGUCCUAACACUGGCUCACACACACUCUUACCCUGAACCUCUACACAACAUACAGCUGCGUUCACACAUACAUUCACAAACACGCACACACAAAAUCUUUAUAUUUAUACUGUACUAUUUUGUUAUUUAUAUGAAUACAUAUAUCAACACUGUUUGCCUUUGACUCUGAGAUCAAAGUGUCAGAAACCAUGCCAAGGUGAGGGAGAAACACCAACAUUUCUGUAUUCCAGCCACUCACCCUGGCUCUGAAUGAUGGUGAGUCUAAUAGUCACUGUCUCUGUUCGUGUUUAGGUUCAGGCUUUGCAGCAAAGAAAAGGUUUGCUUGGUCUUUAAUGCAAUACGUCACUAACAAUGUUGGCCUUUCUGAACUUGUACAAAACAUUCUUUACACCUUUGUGAUUAUUACAUGAUUUUAUGGGGUUUAGUAACAUGAAAUUGUGCCCAAAUCUGUUUUUCAUCAUCAAUCAAAACAUUUUUCUGUUUGGACUUUUGCCAAGGAUAAAAACGUUUAAUCGACAUGACUGUGUUUUUGCAAGACAAAGAAGCUAAGGUUGACCCAUAAUCUUAUCUCACCACUAACUAUCCACAUCUUAUUUUUUGCUAGCGUCAGCUACAGUCUUCCUCAUGCAAACCUCACGUUUGGCCUUUGGUCUGUCCAUUGGUUUCCUCCCAUUUUCUUGUGUUGUUUUACUGAAUGCAAAUGUCAAUUUUGAUGCCCCCUGUGCUUCAAGCAUGGCUCUCCUGUCACAGCCAGUAAUGUGUGUGCGCGGCCAUUUCUUUUUGCUCGUUCAGCCAGUCAGUCGACACUACAUGAGGUCAGGGACCUUUUAAGAGUUCUGAACGUGGCAUUAAAAAUUGAAAGUUGUCACUUUAAAUGAAUGAAAUCUCAAUACUACACUUUUUUUUUUAAAAUUAUCAUUUCUUUUUUUUCUUUUUUUUUUCCUUCAGAAUCUGUCAACAAAACGCCGUUAGUUUCUCAGUAGUGCUGAAGUUUACUGAUAGAGCUCAUGGGUUUGGCCUUGAUGUUUUCAGAGCUAAGCUUAGGCCAACCUCAGAUCUGGUUUAGGUGUGAAGUCGCUGCAGAUACCAAACUGAAACAUUGCACAGUGUGUCUCUUCUAAACAACAUCCGUAUGAUGGUUUCUCCAGCCAAAGCGCUCGCCAUAGCUCACAGUUUGAUGAUGAACAGUGCACACAUCUUGAGUCAGCCUAUGUGUGUAAAAAGGCUUAAGAUUUCUGCACCAUGCUGUAUAAACUUGGUCAGAUUUGUUGAUUUAAGCUGUAUUUCUUUGAAAACACUUUUUAAAAAAUCUAAUUUCUGUUAAGUUUGAAGUUUUGGCCUACACAAACGUACGUCGAACUUUAAUUUUUGCUUUAUGUUUCACUCGUAUUUUCUCACUGUAUCUUGGUUUUGAUUAAUGCCCUCUGACUGUCUGCCUGUAAUAAUGUGACUUUUAUUUAUCACAAAGAUGGAACAGGGCAAAACACCUCUUAGUUUCUUUUUGAUAUAUAUUGGAAAGUCUUAAUGCACUGAGCACAUUUUAACUAUUUUUUUUGUUACCUUACAUGUCUUUUUGUACUUUUUUGCAUUUUGAAAGAAAAUCCCUGCUGAAGGAAGAGUUUUAUCUUGUGAAAUAUGAAUGAAGAGGCUUUGUGGAGUUUUUAACCUAUCAUGUCUAAUUGUGACACUUUUUAUGACAGUGCUGUAUGCACACGCCUUUUCUGGAAGGAAAGUUCAUUAAAUAUGCUUCGAAGAAACUGCAUACAGUCAGUCACAUGUUCCUGUUACUCCUCUGUUGUUGGACUGUAUUUAAGAACUUGCUCUGUAUAGAAGUGGAAGAUUUGUAAAUAUAUGAUAGCCUAAGGCAUUCACAAGUUGUCUGUAGUGUUCCUCAGCGGAGACGAUGGAGGGGAAAAAAUGUAUUUACGUCUGCAGUUAUGUGUGGGAGGAACGCAAUGGGUUUGAAUGUAACAUGCAUCAAUUAAAACUAUUAUUGACCUUUUAA
This is a messenger RNA of Xiphophorus maculatus (southern platyfish), 6937 nucleotides long. It is a transcript of the gene ralgapb, whose product is annotated as Ral GTPase activating protein non-catalytic beta subunit. Gene Ontology annotation, molecular function: GTPase activator activity. Gene Ontology annotation, biological process: regulation of small GTPase mediated signal transduction; activation of GTPase activity. The record is from RefSeq and is a predicted model, not a curated record. The transcript is spliced from 33 exons. The coding region runs from base 230 to 4915 and encodes 1561 amino acids. NCBI's taxonomy places the organism in Eukaryota, Metazoa, Chordata, Actinopteri, Cyprinodontiformes, Poeciliidae.